Molecule: messenger RNA, 1848 nt
Organism: Durio zibethinus
Lineage: Eukaryota; Viridiplantae; Streptophyta; Magnoliopsida; Malvales; Malvaceae
Biological process (GO): protein deubiquitination
Molecular function (GO): deubiquitinase activity
Source: RefSeq, a predicted model, not a curated record
CAUUGUCCAUCUCGAGGGCCAAGGCUGCGAAUUUGGCCAAAAACGAAAACUCGGGAGCCGUGAAUCGUUCACUAACUCAGUGCCCCACAGUUGUAAAGAAAAUGGAGUAGGGUCACAUGACCAACCACCUGCCUCUUUUCCGUAAUUGCUAUCAUCUUGCAAGGGCCAUUUCAAAAUUCCCGUCCCUUCCUUUUUUUUUUUUGUCCUUGUCCUCGCAUGGUAACCGAAACUCCGCACAAUUAACAGUUUUUCGGUCCAAAUUUUAAAAGGGAAAAAAAAAGUCUCUCCCUCUCUCUCUCUAAUCUAAUCUUUGAGAAUCCGAAUUAGAAAGAGAUUCCGCGAUUUGAGCAUUUGGAGGCGGAAAAAGAGAGCAUUAAAUCCCAAAAGAGAGCGAAUAAGCAAAGUGCGAAAGAGUGAGGAAGUUAUUUUGAAACGGAAUUGAAUCGUUGGCUUUCGAAGCUGAAAGAGGGAGCGAAAAAAGAGAGUAGGAGUUAGGGUUUUCUGGUGUUUGGAAAGAUUCGAAUCGAGAGAGGAAGAGAGGGGUUAGGGUUUUCAGGGUGAAGAUGACGGAGGUGAUAUUACAUAUAUACGAUGUGACGAACAGUGGAUCGGAUAAGACGAACAACACCAUUGUUCAAAUCAACAAGAUCUUCAAGGAUGGAAUCGGCCUCGGCGGCAUCUUCCACAGCGCUGUUCAGGUAUAUGGAGAAGAUGAAUGGUCUUUUGGCUUCUGUGAGCAAGGGUCUGGGGUUUUUAGUUGUCCGUCAGGCAAAAAUCCAAUGUAUACAUACCGUGAGUCCGUGGUCCUUGGAAGAACUAGCUUUUCAAUAUUCAAGGUAAACCAGAUCGUACAGGAACUAAGUAGAGAAUGGCCUGGAAGUUCCUAUGACUUGUUAUCCAAAAAUUGCAACCACUUCUGUGAUGAGUUCUGUGAAAGUCUUGGUGUCCAAAAGCUUCCAGGUUGGGUUAAUCGUUUUGCCAAUGCUGGUGAUGCUGCAAUAGAAAUAGCAGAAAACACUGCCUUCCGGUUGAGACAAGCCAAGACUGAGAUAGUAUCAGCCAGCAAAGUGGCGUAUCGUUUCCUUGUGGGUGUUACAUCCGGUUCUAGUGGUGGUAAUGAUUCCCCUGGCAAUCAAAACAGAGGAAGCCCUAGAUUUCAAGCAGCUUGGUUUAAAAAUAUCAUCACUACUGGUGCCAAACCAUCUAGCCGUUCUGAAAUUGAGACUCAGAAUGGCAAUGUUCUUCAGCAGCAUCAGCCCCAGAAUUCUGCAGAGACAAUUCAAAAAAAUUUUCAAGAUUCAAAAAGACCAUCGAGACAGAAUUCAGAAGAUAUGGGACGACCAUUGCAACAGAAUUCACAAGAUUCAGAACAAUCACUGUGACAGAAUUCAUGGCAUGAUAUUUGACGGAAAUGUUUUCUGGAAGCAUCCUUUGUUGUGUACUACUUGGAACUCUGCAUAGCCAAUCAAGAAGAUAUUCAUUGUGUAUCAAUGUAAAAUGUUCAUUUGUUGUCCCAAACUGAAAAUUUCGAACUGUUUUCUUCCAACAAAAUGUGUGCAUUUUGGAAAAAGAACCAAAGAUGCUGUAAGGUCAGUCAAAUAUGAUUUUGCAAUAUAACUUCCCCAUAUCUUCUAGUGUUAAAGAGAUAAUUCUAAGUCGUUUGAAUCUAAUGUGUAUGAAAAGGGAUAUGGCUGGUUGGUAUGUAGGGCAAACCUUUUUACCACCGUGUAUUUAGCUUCUUCCUGCAGCUUAAAGUGCAAAUGCAAACAAGUAAUCGACACUUGAUUUUUCAUGAGCAAUAUAUGUCUUCAAAACUUUUGUAAUUCCUUUUGAAUUUUUUUUCAGUGG